ACACUUAUGGGACAGCAUGCCAGAAAGAUAGAGCAUUCGGUCGCUAGCCAGAUGGCUCAAGUUUGGAUCUCAGUUCGGCUUUGUGACCAUAGGACAUCUCUGAGUCCACCCAGCUCUGAUGGGUAUCUGACUUACAUUGGGGAAGGAAAGGAGGCUGGGCAUAGUGCUGACCACACCAUCCCUACUCAUACUAAGGUCAAGAAACAUGUGAACUCUACUUCAUCUGCCCAAUGGAUCGCUAGGUCUAAAGAGGAACUUUACUUACUUUACUUAAAACUAACCUUAUAUUUUUUUUUACUAGCAGGUGCUACUUUUUUCUUUUCAAGGAGGCGAUAUUGGAUAAAGUUGAUAGAUAGUAACAAUAGCAGCGGGAUGUUAUUCAUUUAAAUGGAAAAUAUGUUAUUUAGCCGAACUACAUUUUUAGAAAUAUUGAAGACUAGCACUACUAAAAUAAGACAAGAGCAUUAAAUGUUUAAUUGAAUUGAGAAACCACAGCCAUGCAAAGUUCUCAACUAGUGAUUGACAAUAACAAAGAGUUCUAUAAAUCAAAAGACAUGUCCAAAAAGUGUGAAAUCUGCAACAAGGUGUUUGCACGUACUGCCAAUGUUGCACUACACAUGAGGCUUCAUAGAGGAGAAAAACCAUUCAGCUGUUCAGUAUGUACAAAGACCUUCAGGCGUUCUGAUCAUUUAAAGAACCAUGAACUAAUACACACUAAGUUGAAAUCUCACAAGUGUGAUCAGUGUAGUGAAACAUUCAAGCGUAAGGAUCAUUUAAAAUAUCACCAAAUUAACUUUCAUGGAGCAAAGAUAUAUUUACAUGAACUUCGAAGUUAUGCAAGGGGUAAAGGUAACGAUGCGGAGAAAAAACAGAUAUUGUGCGAUGUAUGUGGUGUUUCGUUUGGGAAUGAGAGGAACUUGAAAAAUCAUCUGAGAAUUCACGCAAACCAAGGGAAGUACUCUUGUCAGUUUUGUGCCAGGUCUUUUAACCAAAGCUCAAAUUUAAACAUACACCUGAGGAAACAUACAGGGGAGACACCGUACAAAUGUGGUACAUGUGAUGAGUCCUUCACUACCUCAGCAAAGUUGAAAACUCAUGUCAGAAAGCACACUGGGGACCUGCCCUUCUCGUGUGAUGUUUGUGGCCGGCUAUUCGGUGAAGGACACCUGCUUAAAAUGCAUAUGAUGAUUCACAGCUCUGACAAGACAUACAAAUGCAACCACUGCGAUAAAACAUUCACGCAUAGUAGUACGUUACGUGCACACAUACGAACACACACUGGAGUGAAGCCAUACAAAUGUGACAUCUGCGACGACUCUUUCGCUCAACUUUCAAGUCUCACCUACCAUAAAAGAACACAUAGCGGUGAGAAGCCGUAUUCUUGUCACGUAUGUGGAAAUACAUACACUAGAAUGGCUACCUUAACGAUCCAUCUCACAAGACACAGUGGUCAGAAGCGAAUAUCUUGUCCACAGUGUGAAUUCAAAUGCGACACCUCCAAAAGUCUUAAGAAGCAUGUUGUCAAAUGUCACAAAGAGUUGAAAGAUGUUGACUUGCUUACACAACACUCCCCAGUUCGAGCAUCUGGUGCUUUGUACUCACAUUCCAUAGUCACUGAUGUAACCCAGCGUCUUCAAAAAGUUAAUGAGCCGCUUCGGAAAAUUGAAUCAUUUUUGAGCCCACCUGAUCAGCCACAACCUUGUAAUCCACAAGGAAAUGUAACUCAAAAUGAUGACCUUUUCGUUGUAGAGAAACCACAAUGUGGUUUUGAAGUACUUUCUGACAGUGUGUUACAUUCUGGUACAGUUUCGAAUGACACAAACGUCACAGAAACAAGUUCAGAAACUGUGGUGGCACAGAUGUGUAGUUUGGAGUGUUUGACAACAACUUGUGAUCAAGUUCAUUCCAGUCCAGUGCUAGUCCAAGAAUUUAAUGGCAAUACUUAUGUUCAAAAGUCUAACCUAGAGCUGCAUAAUUUUAAAUCAAAUAGUUUAACUCAGACUGAAUUAAGUCAAACUGAAUUACCUGUAACUUGCAUAACGCCUUCUUCUUUCACUCAGACUUCACCCUAUGUUAUGAUGAGCCACACCCCACACAUUAUUUUACCAGCACAGACUCAAAAUAUUUCAGGGCAGUGUAGUGAGAUCACGCACAACACAGAAAUGACAGAAUCUAGCUGCCUUCUUUCAUACAGGGCCCAAACUUCACCUAUAACUCAAUCUGGAUAUAAUCAAAAUACACUCAUCACUCAUUCUGAAUUUGACCAGAAUACGUUCAUCACUCAGUCUGGAUAUAACCAAAAUACACCCAUCAAUCAAUCUGAAUUUGACCAGAAUUCACCAAUCACUCAGUCUGGAUAUAACCAAAGUAAACCCAUCAAUCAAUCUGAAUCUGACCAGAUUCCACUCAUCCCUCAGACCCACACUAUGAGCACUGCAUCCUCUGAAGACAACCUAAUUAUCUGCCCUGAAUCUACUUAUCAGCACUCCCCAAAUGUUGAGAGUAGCUUCCUUGAUCCCCCAUCAACACAAGUCUCAGUUGAAAUUCAGGCGACACAAAAACUAACCCACAAAGCUCAGCAGCACAAAAAGCGUCAUAACAAAGUCGAGAAAAAUUUUGAUGUGAAUGUGAAGAAAGAAAAUAAAAAAUCUAUUGGUAAAUCAGACGCUUUAAGAAAAAGAAAGAAACAACAAUGUUUAGGAAAAACUUCAAGAAAUCUUCAGACUAAAACUGGGAAUUCCAAAAAUUCAAAAAAUCAGAAAAGAAAAGUUUUAAGUGGUACAAAGAAAUCUAAACGUCAGAAUAAAGAGAAAUUGGAUCCUGCCUUUUCUCAGUUAAAUCAUUGUGAAAAUAGUCGCAACAAGCCAGUUGAAUGCAAAGUCUGUGGACAGAAGUUCUCACGGAGAGGUAACCUCACCACCCACAUGAGGCUGCACAGUGGGGAACGCCCGUACUCUUGCAAGUUUUGUGAGAAAAGGUUCUCGCGGUCCGACCAUCUUAAAAGUCAUAUGCUGCUUCAUGGGGGAGAUAACUCCUUCUUGUGUAAUCACUGUGGUGAAAACUUAUCCACCCUUGGCGAGCUAUCUAGUCAUAUACAGGACAAACACGGGGGAAGAAACCCAUUUGCUUGUGGUAUGUGUUCGUUUUCUUGUCUACACAUCGGGGAGAUAAAAGAUCAUAUAAAAAACCACCUCGGGAAAGAAACUUUCACUUGCAGUAUUUGUAAAAUGGAUUUUUUUAAAGCUAAAGAUAUGAAAAAACAUAUGCUUUCUCAUGAAGGACAGAGUCCGUUUACGUGUUACGUGUGUCAGAAAACAUUCCGGGAAAGCUCUUGCCUGAAGCUGCAUAUCAGGACCAAGCAUACGGGGGAGAAAUAUUUUAAAUGUGGCGUGUGCGAGAAGACGCUGGUGACUGCUGCUAAGCUGCAGAGGCAUAUACGCAACCACAGCGGUGUACGUCCAUACACGUGCGAGUUCUGUGGUAAAAUGUUUAUAGAUAUCUGCUUGUUGAAGAUGCACGUGAGAAUACACACCAAUGAGAAACCUUUCCAGUGUAAGCACUGUGACAAAAGUUUCACCCAUCGCAGCACCCUGCGCGCUCAUAUCCGCACUCACACGGGCAACAAGCCGUACACGUGUGAGAUUUGUGGAGCCUCGUUUUCUCAGGUGUCAAGUCUGAGUUAUCACAAGCGAAGGCAUGACGGUCUUAAGCCUUACUCCUGUAAGAUUUGUGGAAACUCGUACACACGUUCAACGACGUUAAGCAUACACCUGACCCACCACACUGGAAUAAAACGGGUGUCAUGCCCAGAGUGUAAUUUUAAGUGCGACACACCCAAACACCUAAGAAAACAUCUAGCCGAGGUACACAUUGAAACAGAUGUACCAGUUCCUGAACAUGCAUUCGUCCAACCCCAGUUUGAAGAAAACAUGCAGUCUAUAACCAUUGAUCAAAACUGUCUUGAUCACACUUUUCAAGAUCUGCAGCAGCAACAAAUUGUAUUCCUGCCUCAGUUAAAUCAAGUCGGUCAAACAUUUACUCUGAACGACCCAAAUUUCCCAGAACCUUCCGCAUAUGAACAAUACCAACACUUUGAGCAUAGAAAUUUUGUACUGCAGGACUACCAACAGCCACACUUGUAUGAAAUGUCGUCAGUUCCCAACAGGUUUUUUACCCCCAGAGAACAAACGAACUAAAACAAGGUCAGCUUAACUUUACACAUUUUUUUACAAGCUUUAAACUCAAUCUUGCACUAUACAAGUAAAUUGUGAUUCAUUUCUGUUAAAUGACUGUAUUUACAAAUAUAUUUUUUAAAUGUGACGUUGGUAUAUCAAGAAAUGCUACAUUUAAUCAUGCUUUAAAUAUUGUGUUAAAACUAUAUGGUUUUUUUUUAUUUACAUUUUUAAGAUUCAUUCCAGCACUUAUUUGUAUCAGUUUUUUAUUUGAUAUUAUUUGAGAAGAUUAAUUGUAUUAAUAGAAGACAUAUUUAUAUACAAAAAUUUUAUGUGAAUGUGAUAUCUAUUUGAUUUAAAAAAUAUUAAGUAAUUACACGUAAUUUUUAAGGGAUGUGUGGUGCUCAACACUUUUUCAAACGUAUUUUAAUUAUUAAAGAGAUGCUAAGUCAUACAAGGAGUUUUUUGUUCAACUCACUAUCAAAUAAAAUUAUUUUUAACCUUGUUAUAUAUAAGUUUUUAAUUGGGCUUGACGUGAUAAAGAUAUUUUAGUUUGCCUACAAUUUUAUAGGCUAAAAUGUGCCAUAUAAUUACUACAAUGUUUAUUUUUUACUUUUUUGUUGUUUGCAACCUUUAAAUGUUAAUUUUAUUUAGAUGUAAAAUACAGUUUUCAUGUUUAUAAUUGGUUGUUGUUUUUUGGUUGUGAAUAAAAUAAUUUAUGUCAAUAUUUUUAUAAAGCCGGGCAGGAUCACCACUUUUGUGGAAGGGGGUCACACUAUUAAUCUACUUACAUGUGUACCAGUAGUGGUUGGUUAAACCAUUGACAACAAAUAUGUUCAUCAAGCUUUAAUCUAUCUUCUCUUAUAUUUUCUUUUAUUACAUUUAAACAGUUAUAGUCAAAAAUUGCUAUGUGAAUUGAUUGAAGUUGAUAUCGGAACAAUGUCAUUAGCUAAAUCAAUACAAAAAAGUAAAUGUAUUUAUUUAAAUUUAUUAUUAUUGCUGUAAUCAAUAAUAAGCACAAUAAAUAUUAUUUGUAUUUGCUACAUAUUUUGCUAACUAUCAUUUAUGAUUAUUUUUUCUAUUAUGUUGUUUGUAUACCUACAUUCGGAGAACAAAAUCUCUUGUAUCAAAACAGAUAUACUGUUCGUUUUGUUGUUUCCUCACUGCCCGCUUUUGACCUAAGAAAUCGUGUUUGUAACCAUUCCAUUUGCAAUACUUCGUUUUGUCCACUUCCUGUUUUUUUCAAUACUUUAUUAUUAAUCAUAAUUGUUAUAAUG
Messenger RNA from Physella acuta, 5449 nucleotides. Its product is annotated as zinc finger protein 761-like. NCBI's taxonomy places the organism in Eukaryota, Metazoa, Mollusca, Gastropoda, Physidae. Gene Ontology annotation, molecular function: RNA polymerase II cis-regulatory region sequence-specific DNA binding; DNA-binding transcription activator activity, RNA polymerase II-specific. Gene Ontology annotation, biological process: regulation of transcription by RNA polymerase II. Gene Ontology annotation, cellular component: nucleus. The record is from RefSeq and is a predicted model, not a curated record.